Messenger RNA from Prorocentrum cordatum, 1048 nucleotides. NCBI's taxonomy places the organism in Eukaryota, Dinophyceae, Prorocentrales, Prorocentraceae. The record is from the annotation of a GenBank genome assembly.
GUGACUCAGUGAAGAUUAGGGAGGACCCCUUAAAGAAGCUAGGUUGGGACAUCGCGCUGAACGCGUCGUUGGCCACAGAGGUGACCUACAUCAACGCGUUCAUCGAAGGUGGCUUCUUGGGAGUGACCGUGUACCUGGAUGAGAAGGAUCCCUUGGGCCCCGAGGGGUGCCAGAUCCUGUCGCGUCUCGGGGGGUACCUCUUUGGCAUGGGCAUCCCGUUCAUUAUAGGAGCUGGCUGGGAUUACACUCCAGAGCAGUUGUCUGACGGGGAUUGGCCAGAGCGUCUUGGAGGAUGCAUCGUCUCAACCUCGGAGCCAACGUGCCGUUCAACAGGGAAGUCUUGGCGCUGCAUUGAUUUCUUCAUUGUCACUAGGGCCCGGCAGAAGGUUGUCAGAGGUGUUCAGAGAAACGAGGCCACAGGUAUCCAGACGCACUGGCCCAUCACCCUCACGUUGUCUGGCCAGCCGCUAGACUCGAAGGUUCGGGUCCUGCGCAGGCCGCGCGCCUUUCCUCGUGACCUCCCUGUCGGCCCUGCACCCGAGCCGCCAGAAUGGUCAGAGCUCAUCUCUGCCGCCAGCUCGCGCGGCUCCCAGCAGCAGUUAGACACUACCUGUUUGGCCUUCUUCCAGAAGAUGGAGGAGGAACUGUUGGAGGCUCACGCCAUCGACCCGCUCGAGCGCCCCAAGUACCGCGGGCGAGGCCAGCCUCCCAAGUUUGUUUGGGCCCCUGCUCUUCGGGUUGCUGGUGGCGCUUAUCCCGUUGGGUCCGCGGAGUCCAGGGGCCGGAGGCAAGUUGCCAACUGGGCUUUCGAGCUCUACCAUAUUUCUAAGAAAGGUGUGUCUUGGGGUGAUGACGAAUGCGUGAGAUUGAUCAACCGACUCAUCAAGGGGCCAGCUCGUCUGCUCACCUGCAAGGCCUGGCAGGGUUGGCUGCCCUCGCUCGACACUCUGUUCUUGUACACUACGAAGGAGUGGCACGACAUGUUUGUUCGGGCCACCAAGCUCGCCAUUAAGUGCGAGUCGCGCUUCAAGAGCGAGCGCGGAGCCAG